AUGUUCACCGGAAGUUUGAGUACAUGAAGGGGGGAUGACAUCUGAGAAAUGUCAGGACUUCUGAAAAUAGUGCUAUGUAGACAAUGUUCGCAGGGUAUUUUAAAUUUCCAGACCCGGUGUCAAAGAAAUGUACCCAAGCACAAUCUGUCUAGACAGUACUUACACAAUUUUAAACCCCAAUUUUGGAAAAAUGCUGUGGUGGAAUCCAGAGUUUUUUCCACAUCACCUGGAUCCAAAAAGGAGGAGAAAAGAGCUCCUGACAUCUCGAAUAAAGAAAUCCGCCGAUACCUACUUAGUUUUGUCUGGCCUAAGGAUGACUGGUUCAUCAAACGGCGUGUCAUCUUAACUACCUCAUUACUCUUGGGCUCAAAGGCUAUCAACGUGUGUAUUCCAUUUAUAUUUAAGUAUGCAGUAGAAUAUCUUGGUAAUACAGAAAACUUCAUUGAUCUCAGCAGUGCACCCAUCGCCAUAGUUACUGUAGCUUCAGGAUCCAUGUUAAUAUAUGGCAUAGCCCGAAUUUUGUCGGCAUUCUUCAGUGAGAUGAGGAACUAUGUGUUCAGUGAAAUAGCCCAGAGUUCGAUGAGGAAAGUAGCCACAAACAUUCUUCAGAAUAUGCUGUACAUGGACCACAAGUUCCACUCUUCUAAAGACACCUCGGAUGUGUGUGAAGCCAUUAAUAGGGGCACAGAAGGAAUGAACACAAUGUUGAGGAUGUUGGUGGUGAACAUCAUCCCUUCUGUGCUAGAAGUUCUGUUAGUGUCGAGCAUUCUGGGCUAUAGAUUCGGGUUGACCUAUGCAGCUAUCACCUGUGGUACAAUUCUCACCUAUGUAGUGUUUACACUGCAGUACACAGAAAAAAGGAAUAAAAUAAGACGCAGUAUGAAUAAGGCCAAAAAUGCCACGAGAAGCAAAGCCACUGAGUGCCUUCUAAACUUUGAAGCUGUUAAGCUUUUCAACAAUGAAGAGUAUGAGGUGAAGGUAUAUGACAAAUUGACCGGGAAGUACAUGGACAUGAGACAGCAGACCAUGAAAACUCUGGCCCUGCUGAAUAGUGGACAAAAUCUGAUUUUCUCCAUCGGUCUUACGGCAGUCAUGGCACUCACCGCUCAGGGAAUUACACAAGGCGUGGCUACCGUGGGAGAUUUGGUGAUGGUGAAUGGACUUCUGAUUCAGCUGUCCACCCAGCUGAACUUUGUUGGAUCCACCUACAGAGAAUUGUCAGAAUCUCACAUUGACAUGAAAGAAAUGUUCAAACUUAUGAAGAUGGACACUGAUAUAAAGAGUCUUCCUCAUGCUUCUCCACUUGUUGUCUCCCCUGAUAGCGCCACUAUUGCGUUUGACAAUGUACACUUUUCUCACACGGAGGAGAGGCACAUUCUGGAUGGACUUUCCUUCUCCGUAGAACCAGGGAAAAAAGUGGCCAUUGUUGGUGGCAGUGGAUCUGGAAAGUCCACUAUCGUGAAGAUGCUGUUCAGAUUCUUUGAUCCUGAUGAAGGGAAAAUUCUGAUAAAUGGACAAAACAUUCGGGACCUUGACCUACAUAGCGUGAGAAAGGUUAUUGGAAUCGUACCUCAGGACUGUAGCAUGUUAUUUAACGAGACUUUAAUGUACAAUUUACAAUACGGGGACCACACAAAAUCUCAGGAGCAGGUGAUGGAGGCUGCCACCAUGGCACAGAUUCCUCCCAAACUUCUGUACAACAUGGAGAUGAGGGUGGGGGAGCGGGGCAGUAAACUGUCAGGAGGGGAACAGCAGCGAGUAGCCAUAGCUCGUAUGUUAGUGAAGGACCCAAUGAUAAUCGUGUACGAUGAGGCGACAUCCUCACUGGAUACCAUUACAGAACAGAUGAUUCUGUCCACACUGAGGAGGGUGACCGAGGGAAAAACUACCAUAGUGAUAGCUCACAGGCUGUCCACCAUUGUGGAUGCAGAUGAAAUUUUGGUGUUACUGAACGGAAGAAUAGCAGAAAAGGGCAACCAUCAUGAACUGUUAGCUAAUCCUGAUAGCUUGUAUGCGCAGUUAUGGACUAAACAGAGCCACGUAGCUCAAGGAAAUGUGCCUAUUUUAGAGUAACUAUUCUGAUGCUCUUUUUUUUUGCAGUCAGAGAAAGAAAUUGUGAUGAGAUCUACGUAUAUAUAUUUUAAAGUAGUUUCCUAGAUGACACAAUACUUGCUUUUACAUCUUAAUAGAAAGUUUUGAUGAAAUGAAUGUUGUUGCUCCACAAAUUUUAUGUCAGAAGGCCCUUUACAAUUUCUAUACCUCUUACUGUAUCAGGAUUUAGGGUGUGGACUGAAAUUGUGAAUGUUGACGAGUUCAUGAAUGUAAGCCCCUCAGCUGACCUAAUUGUUUAUCUGUCACAUAUAUACAUGUAAUUCUUUUGUUUGUUAUAAUCAGUUUCUUUAAGUACAAAACUGUAAUUAUAAUUGUUUAUGAUUUAAAUCUUUGAGUUGCCGAGGAUUCCAGCAAGUGCUAUUAAUGAUCAAAUGAAAGUCAGAAAACAGAAUUUUCAAGUCUUGUAAAGCAUUUUGUGAAAUGUCAGUACAGCUUCAAAAGUUGUAAAUGCACAGGUGAUACACUUCAUAUUAACUAUUGAUUAGAUAAAACAGAGUGUAGGUAUUAUGAAAAAUAUUGAUAAAGUUUUUCCAGUGCGGUUAAUGUUUUUUUAAAAAGCACUUUAAUGCAAAAUUUUUAAAGCUGAAGACUUCAAACAUGGUAUCUAGGACAUUAUCUGAGGGCAAUUCAAUUUUUUUUUAAUUUGUUGACAGUAUAAUCCAUCACUGGGAGGGUCCUGGUGUUCUACUUCCUGUGUUUUGUGUGAUGUACAAAAAUCACCAAAUCUUCUUAAUAAAACUAUGUUUGACUUUCACUCUAAAUUGUACAUUGAUAUACAUAAUUUAUGAAAAUCAUUAAAUUAUUUAUAGAAUUUGA
Messenger RNA from Ostrea edulis (European flat oyster), 2928 nucleotides. Its product is annotated as iron-sulfur clusters transporter ABCB7, mitochondrial-like. NCBI's taxonomy places the organism in Eukaryota, Metazoa, Mollusca, Bivalvia, Ostreida, Ostreidae. The transcript has 14 exons. Gene Ontology annotation, molecular function: ATP hydrolysis activity; ABC-type transporter activity; ATP binding. Gene Ontology annotation, biological process: intracellular iron ion homeostasis; transmembrane transport. Gene Ontology annotation, cellular component: mitochondrial inner membrane. The record is from RefSeq and is a predicted model, not a curated record. The coding region runs from base 49 to 2073 and encodes 674 amino acids.